AUGAGUGUUAACAUAGAUGAUAUUGAGAUGGAAGAAGCACCCACUUAUGCUCCAUCUUUGCCAGUUCCAAAUGUUCAAGAAAUGGUGAAGAUGAAUCCUUUGGAAGUUCCAACAAAAUAUGUGAGGAAUGAAGAAGAAAUGGAGAAAGUAAACUACAUGCCUCAACUUUCUUCAGAGAUUCCUGUAAUUGAUUUUACACUGCUUUCAAAUGGGAGCAUGGAGGAGUUACUGAAACUUGAGAUUGCAUGCAAGGAGUGGGGUUUCUUUCAGGUAGUGAAUCAUGGUCUACAAAAAGAACUUAUACAAAGAAUGAGGAAUGUAUCAGAUGAGUUUUUCAACCUUCCAAUAGAAGAGAAGGAAAAGUAUGCAAUGCCCUCAAAUGACAUACAAGGCUAUGGGCAUGCAUAUGUAGUUUCUGAGGAGCAAACACUUGAUUGGUCAGAUUCACUAAUUUUAAUGAUUUAUCCCAAGAGAUACAGGAAGCUUCAAUUUUGGCCAAAAACCCCACAUGGAUUCAAUGAAAUAAUAGAGGCAUAUUCAAGUGAAGUGAAACGAGUUGGUGAGGAACUUCUAAGUUCUUUGUCUCUUAUUAUGGGGUUGGAGAAACAUGCUCUUUUUGGGAUGCAUAAAGAAUUACUUCAAUGUUCACGUGUAAACUAUUACCCUACAUGCAACACACCUGAUCAAGUAUUGGGUUUGAGCUCACACUCUGACACAGGCACCAUUACCAUUCUUAUGCAAGAUGAUGAUGUGCCUGGGUUAGAAAUUCGAAACAAAGGAAAUUGGGUUCCAGUUAUUCCAAUAUCAGAUGCUCUUGUUGUCAAUGUUGGAGAUGUUAUAGAGAUAUUGAGUAAUGGAAAAUACAAAAGUGUAGAACACAGAGCAGUAACAAAUAAGAACAAAAGAAGGACUUCCCAUGCAUCAUUUUUGAUCCCUCGAGAUGAUGUUGAAAUUGAGCCAUUUGAUCAUAUGAUAGAUGCUGAAAACACCAAAAUUUACCAGAAAGUCAAGUUUGGAGAUUAUUUAAGGCAAUCCAUGAAGAGAAAAAUGGAGGGAAAAACACAUAUUGAUGUGGCCAAGAUAAAGGAACAGUUAAUAGAGGAACAAAUUAAAGAAAAUGCCUAGUUGAUUUCUCUAUCUCUUAUUUUUCUUUACGCAUUUUUUUUUAGAGGUAAAUCUCUCCUUUUU
Medicago truncatula (barrel medic) is the source of this 1188-nucleotide messenger RNA. Its product is annotated as protein SRG1. Bases 1 to 1125 code for a protein of 374 amino acids. The transcript is spliced from 4 exons. Lineage: Eukaryota; Viridiplantae; Streptophyta; Magnoliopsida; Fabales; Fabaceae. The record is from RefSeq and is a predicted model, not a curated record.